Hevea brasiliensis (rubber tree) is the source of this 2042-nucleotide messenger RNA. RefSeq names its product ammonium transporter 2 member 3. The coding region runs from base 334 to 1746 and encodes 470 amino acids. NCBI's taxonomy places the organism in Eukaryota, Viridiplantae, Streptophyta, Magnoliopsida, Malpighiales, Euphorbiaceae. Gene Ontology annotation, biological process: ammonium transmembrane transport. The record is from RefSeq and is a predicted model, not a curated record. Gene Ontology annotation, molecular function: ammonium channel activity. Gene Ontology annotation, cellular component: plasma membrane. The transcript is spliced from 3 exons.
CGACAAACCAAACAAGAAUGUCUCUUGCAAAUCAUAAGAAUCUCUUAUUUGAUUAGGAACAACAAAGAAAAGCCCACGUAUCAUGGCUUGCAGUAGCAAUGCAAUUCCCAAACAGAAUUCCCCAAUGAAUCUAUCAAAAGCCAACCUAUUUGGACAGCUAGGAAUAUUGUUUUAGUACCCCCCUAAUUGAUAACUACAAUGUGGAGAUUACUUCAAGGUUUCACACCUCCAUGCAUAACUCCAAAACUUAUCAUUCUUUUCUAUACCUCAGAGUUUCCAAGAACCAAAUUCGUAUCUUUCUUUGGCCAUUCUUUGCUCUCUCUUUGAUUCUCUAUGAGUUUUGGCUAUCAAGAUCAGAGUUACGUUACUCUGCCACAAGGGCUAGAACCAAACGAGGCAUCUCCAGAGUGGAAUAGCAAGGCAGACAAUGCAUGGCAACUCACAGCAACCACCAUGGUUUGUCUACAGAGUGUUCCAGGUCUUGUGAUUCUAUAUGGAAGCAUGGUGAAGAAGAAAUGGGCUGUGAACUCUGCUUUUAUGGCCUUUUAUGCAUUUGCAGCUGUUCUUGUUUGCUGGGUUUUAUGGGGCCAUCACAUGGCCUUUGGCAAUAAGCUUGCCCCACUUGUGGGAAGACCCAAUUCUGCACUUUCUCAGGCUUUUCUCCUAGGCAAGUCUAGAGUGGGUCUUGUUCCUGUGGCUGAUUAUGUGUUUUAUCAGUUUGCAUUUGCUGCCAUUACUGUUAUAUUGCUUGCUGGGUCUUUACUUGGGAGGAUGAACAUCUAUGCUUGGAUGCUAUUUGUUCCUUUAUGGCUCACCUUUAGCUACACUAUUGGGGCUUUCAGCAUUUGGGGAGGAGGCUUUCUUGACCGGCAUAUAAUUGAUUAUGCAGGUGGCUAUGUGAUACAUCUAUCUUCUGGGGUGGCUGGUUUCACUGCUGCUUAUUGGGUAGGACCCAGGCAUUCACAUGAUAGGCAACACUUCCCUCCCAAUAACAUAAUUCACAUGUUAGGGGGUGCAGGGUUUCUGUGGCUGGGAUGGACAGGUUUUAAUGGUGGGUCUCCAUUUGCUGUUGGGUUGGUGGCAUCACUUGCCAUUGUUAAUACCCAUCUCUGCACUGCCACCAGCCUCUUGGUUUGGGUUUCUUUUGACAUGAUUGUAUACAAGAAAAGCUCAGUCAUUGGUGCUGUUCAGGGGAUGAUCACUGGCCUCGUCUGCAUCACUCCUGGCGCAGGAUUAGUGGAGCCAUGGGCAGCAAUGUUGAUGGGAGCAUUGUCUGGUUCAUUGACAUGGUACACCAUGAUGGUAUUGCACAGGAGGUACGCAUUCUUCCAAAGCGUGGAUGACACAUUGGCAGUCUUUCACACGCACGCCGUCGCUGGCCUUCUCGGAGGAAUUCUUUCCGGUCUCCUUGCUAAACCCGCCCUUCUAAGUUUGAUUUAUCCAGACACCACCUACGGGACAGGAUUAAUCUAUAGCCUCACAAAUGGAAGAAAGAAGGACGGCUUCAGACAAAUGCUUUGCCAGAUUGAAGGAGCAGCUUUCAUUACUGUUUGGAAUGCAGCUGUGACAAGCUUAAUUUGUAUCCUGAUAAGCCGCAUUGUUGAUCUGAGAAUGCAAGAAGAUGACCUGGAAAUAGGCGAUGACGCUGUACAUGGUGAAGAAGCCUAUGCACUUUGGGGUGAUGGAGAGAGAAUGCCAAAACCUCGUCAUCUGCAUCCGAGGCUGCCUUCCUUGUGUCGACGUUGAGUUGAGUUUCUUACGAGGCCUGAUUUCGAUCUGUAAUGGGUGUCUAAUAAGUUCCUGUGAUGCUCUAGGGAAUGUGGUAAUACUCUUUACUGCAGUUCUUGCCCAAUUUUUAUCAUACCCAGUGCAUAAAGUCAAUUUUCAUGUUUGGAGGAGAAAAUUAACUGUAAAAGACAAUUUUCCCAGAAAGAUAAGUCUGAGAUUAUCGUUUGUAGGAUGAGAAUGUUGUAGUCAAAGUGUAAUCUUAUAUUUGCUGGUAAAGACAACCAAGACAGAAUAAUGUCCAUAUACCCGGAAAA